Molecule: messenger RNA, 3155 nt
Organism: Engraulis encrasicolus (European anchovy)
Lineage: Eukaryota; Metazoa; Chordata; Actinopteri; Clupeiformes; Engraulidae
Product: interferon-induced GTP-binding protein Mx-like
Exons: 12
Coding region: 166-2019 (617 amino acids)
Biological process (GO): defense response to virus
Cellular component (GO): cytoplasm; membrane; microtubule
Molecular function (GO): GTP binding; GTPase activity; microtubule binding
Source: RefSeq, a predicted model, not a curated record
UGCCUAGGGCCAAUAUCCUGCAUCCACGCUAUCACUUUGGUUUCCUCUGAAGUGGAAGACAUCACAGCAGUCACAGCAGACGUUACUGGUUGAGCAUAUCGAGAAUUUGAAGAAUAUCAUCGUCAACGACAUCACUGUCAUUGUCCAAGUCAAGGAAUUUAAGAAAUGGGGGACAGCAGCUACCUUAACCAGCACUACGAGGAGCAUGUGCGAUCUCGCAUUGACCUGGUGAACUCCCUGAUGUCUCUGGGAGUGGAGCAGGACUUGUCUCUGCCUGCCAUCGCUGUCAUAGGGGACCAGAGCUCAGGGAAGAGCUCAGUGCUGGAGGCGCUCUCUGGGGUGGCACUGCCCAGGGGAACCGGCAUUGUGACUCGCUGUCCACUGGUACUGCAGUUGAAGAGAGCCAGCCACGGCACUGCUUGGUCUGGGAGGCUUUCAUACCAGGGAUACGAAGUGGGACUUGAAAAACCAGAAGAUGUCGGAGAUGAAGUCAUUGAAGCCCAGAAUACUCUUGCAGGUGAGGGGCACGACAUCAGCGACAAGAAAAUCAACCUGGAGAUCUUUGCCUCCAAUGUUCCUGAUCUGACCCUCAUUGACCUGCCAGGCAUUGCUAGAGUUGCCACUGGCAACCAGUCUGACAAUAUUGAUGAAAAGAUUAAGAAACUCAUACUGCAAUACAUCAAACAGCAAGAGACCAUCAUUUUGGUAGUGGUGCCAGCAAAUGUUGACAUCGCCACCACUGAGGCUCUGCGGAUGGCUAAAACAGUGGACCCUGAAGGACAAAGGACUCUGGGCAUCUUGACAAAGCCAGAUUUGGUGGACAAAGGUGCAGAAGAGGGAGUUGUCAAAACUCUGAACAACCAAGCUAUCAGGCUGGAGAAAGGGUACAUGGUAGUCAGGUGUCGUGGCCAGAAAGACAUCACGGAUGGCAUGUCUCUGGACAAAUCUCUUCAGAAAGAGAGAGAGUUCUUCUCAAAUCACAUGAACUUCCGCAUUUUCCUGGAUGAAAGAAAAGCAUCUAUUCCCCACCUGUCGGAGAAAUUAACCAAGGAACUGGUGUAUCACAUCGGCAGGUCCAUUCCACUGCUGGAGAGGCAGGUGAUUGACAAACUGGAGCAGACAUCUACACAGCUGAAAUUGCUGGGAGACAGAAUCCCUGAAGACGAGGCUGGCAGAGUUAAAUUCCUCACUGGGAAAAUUCUCGAAUUUACUCAGGUCCUCACAAAUGUGGUCAGAGCAGAGGAGGAUUUAGAGGAUUCCGACACCCGGGUUUUCACAAAAAUUCGGAACCUAUUCAAGGUUUGGAAGGCAGAACUUGAUGAAAAAGACAAACGACUGAAAAGGAAAAUGGAUGCAGCGGCCAUGAAAGAAUAUGCUGAACAGCACAGAGGAAAAGAGCUGCCAGGCUUUCUCAACUACAGGAUAUUUGAAGACCUUGUCAAGGGACACGUGAAGGAAUUGGAGGUCCCAGCAUUAGAUCUUCUGCGAUGUUGUAAAGAUAUCAUUUGCAUGAAUGUCAGUGAGAUCACCACAAAGUUCUUUGAGAUUUACCCCUACCUGAUGAGGGAAGUCAGGAUUAACCUGGAGAAACUGAGGGACCAGGAGUACAAAAGGGCGGAGAAGAAACUGAAGUCCCAGUUUGCCAUGGAGAAAAUGGUCUACUCGGAAGACGGCCUCUACAUUGAGAAGUUCUUAGUGGUUAAAUCGGAAACUGAGGCGGACAAGAAGUCUAACUCGAAAGAUUCCGAUUUUGAUGGGACGACUCAACACCUGAGAGCCUACCUUAAAAUCACUACAGAUCGCCUAGUCAAUCAGGUGCCCCUGAUCGUGCUUCAUCACAUGCUGGACCAGUACAUUGGGCAGAUGAAGGAGGCCAUGUUGGGCAUUUUAACACACAAGAAGUUUGAGAAGUUUACAGAGGAGAGGUCUGAUGUUGCCCAGGAGAGGAAGAAUCUCCGCAGCAGAAUGGAACGCCUCGAAGAAGCCAGGCAAGCUCUCAACAGCUUUGUCCCAGUUUAAAUAUGCAGUGGGUCAAGGAGGGUACAGUUCUCUCUCUCUCUCUCUCUCUCUCUCUCUCUCUCUCUCUCUCUCCCUCUCUCUCUCUCGUUCCUAUUCUGUGAUUAAAAAAAUGCAUCUUAAAUUUUGGCAGAUGCUCCAUACUUUACUAGCAUGUUUCUGGUCUGCAUACACUUAUUUUUAAAAAGAAAAUCUAGCUUCUAAAGCUCAGUUGUCAGUGUGACUUUUAAUUGCAGUUGGUGUAUCAGGGGUGUUAUUUUCUUUUUUUCUCUCUCAUUUAUGACAUUUUAAACAUUCAAUUUCUGCAAGGGAUGACCAUUUCUGAAAGUUGUCCUCCUCGUAGUGCUGAGUCAAGGUCUUAGGCAAGAAGAGGGAACAAUGAGGAGCAUAGGCGUGCACAGAUAGGGACGAGGUGGUGCUAUAGCACCUGCCCCUUUGCCCUCCUGGAAAAGUUGUUUUUUGAAAGUUUUUUUUGUCACAGUGUACUGUGAUCCAUGUUGACAUGACAAUCUACAAUUGCUUCACAGUCAAAAGUUAUGUUGGUGGCUAUGGUUGUUGCCUAUGAUUACGUCCUUGAUUGUUUGGGUUAAAAAGCACCUGCCAAAUGCAUUGUAAUGUAAUGUAAUGUAAAAAAGCAUGUGGCAACAAUACCCUGAUAUAAUAUAGGCCUAUAGUCUUAACAGCCUCAGGCAGCCAGCAUUCCACUUCCAAUACUCUUAGAGCAGGGGUGUCAAACUCAGGCCCGGGAGCCAAAGUUGGCCCGCGGAGCCAUUUUUUGGCCCGCAAGAUCAUUUCAAAUGUGUAUUACGGUGGGCCCACAUACCCCAUUAAUAUAUAGAAAAUAGAAGGCUAAAUUUUGUGUAUCACAGGAAUUAUGAGUGGUCCAUAUAGUGUUGGCAUACUUGAAGAUAGAAGUAUACGAUAUACGAGUAUCUCUGGCCCAUGGUCGUAGGUAGGGAAAAUUGAUUUAGUCACUGUAAUCUGGGCUAUUGGAAAUGUUUGUUGCCUACUACACCCAUGAUACGUUGUGGGAAUAUAUUUUCUUCUGUUGUAGAUGAUGAAAAUACAUGCAGUACAAUAAAUUAAAAAAAAUGUUAAUAAACUGCCGAUAUUGCAUGGUUAUAUUUAUUCCUCUGAUA